Messenger RNA from Procambarus clarkii (red swamp crayfish), 762 nucleotides. The record is from RefSeq and is a predicted model, not a curated record. Lineage: Eukaryota; Metazoa; Arthropoda; Malacostraca; Decapoda; Cambaridae.
AUGAAGGCGUCACAGUUGGCCUGGCCGGAGUUCGUUAUUGGUGGCGUAAUGAAAAACCAAUACAGGUUCCCGCACCGGCAAGCUCCCAGCGCCCACUCCCAGCUCCCUCCAAACCCAGCGCCCACUCCCAGCUCCCUCCAAACCCAGCGCCCACUCCCAGCUCCCUCCAAACCCAGCGCCCACUCCCAGCUCCCUCCAAACCCAGCGCCCACUCCCAGCUCCCCUCCAAACCCAGCGCCCACUCCCAGCUCCCCUCCAAACCCAGCGCCCACUCCCAGCUCCCCUCCAAACCCAGCGCCCACUCCCAGCUCCCCUCCAAACCCAGCGCUCACUCCCAGCUCCCCUCCAAACCCAGCGCUCACUCCCAGCUCCCUCCAAACCCAGCGCUCACUCCCAACUACCUCCAAACCCAGCGCCAACUCACAACUCACUCUAAACCCAGCGCCCACUCCCAGCUCUUCCCAGCUCCCUCCAAACCCAGCGCCCACUCCCAGCUCCCUCCAAACCCAGCGCUCACUUCCAGCUCCUUCCAAACCCAGCGCUCACUUCCAGCUCCUUCCAAACCCAGCGCUCACUCCCAGCUCCUUCCAAACCCAGCGCACACUCCCAGCUCCCUCCAAACCCAGCGCCCACUCCCAGCUCUUCCCAGCUCCCUCCAAACCCAGCGCCCACUCCCAGCUCUUCCCAGCUCCCUCCAAACCCAGCGCUCACUCCCAGCUCCUUCCAAACCCAGCGCACACUCCCAGUUCCCUCCAAACCUAG